This is a messenger RNA of Trichomycterus rosablanca, 3296 nucleotides long. RefSeq names its product ankyrin repeat and MYND domain containing 1 (gene ankmy1). The coding region runs from base 170 to 3190 and encodes 1006 amino acids. NCBI's taxonomy places the organism in Eukaryota, Metazoa, Chordata, Actinopteri, Siluriformes, Trichomycteridae. The transcript is spliced from 18 exons. Gene Ontology annotation, molecular function: protein binding. The record is from RefSeq and is a predicted model, not a curated record.
AGCUCGCGAUCAAAUAUAACCGUCAAACUGCAGCUUGUGGAAGAAGUUCCAGUAAAAGUGUAAAAACGUCAAUUUUUUUGUGUAGUUCUUCGAUUAAACCUCAGAAAUGUGGAUAGUUUUGUGUUUGUGGACAAAGUGGUGCUUGUGUUAGUGGAGAACAGCGUUAAUAAUGAGAGGUAGCUUGUGCGAGAAGAGCAGAAAUGGAGCAGGAGUUCAGGAAUGGCCGGACGGAUCCAAAUAUGAAGGAGAAUUUCUUAACGGACUGAAACAUGGCAGCGGAUUUUUCACCUGGACUAACGGAGAGUCUUAUAAAGGCUCCUUCUACAAGGAUUACAGACAUGGCAGUGGCACCUACUGCUGGCCAGAUGGGUCUCACUUCACAGGAAAGUUUUAUCUAAAUCGUAAAGAGGGCUAUGGGGUUCACGUCUUCCCUGAUGGAGCGAUCUUCAAGGGCUUGUACCAUUCAGAUGAGCACUUUGGGCCUGGAAUAAUGAUGUACCCAGAUGGCCGGCAGGAUGUGGGUCUGUGGUACCGCCAAUGGCUGCUGCAUCUAUGCACCAGUGUAUAUAUAGGCUUCACUCUGAUGGACUUCCCUGAGCAUGUGUCUCGACUCCCAAAGCAGUACCGACUCACGCAGACUGAGCUCCAGGUAUUCACCCUCCCACCCUGUGCAGAAAACAGGUGGUUAUGCUCAGUGGACACGUCUCUGCUAGAUGACCCAUCUCUUCUGGAAGAUGACGGGUUUAUCCUGCCCCCCGGCAUAGAGACGUACUCCACCGAUUCAGACCACCUGCCAUUACCCCCGCGCCUGCGGCAGCAACUCAACCUGCACUUCUUCAACAGGAGUGAUAUCAGCACGCUAUCAGUUUCUAAUGGCCUGUCCCUUCAGCAGAGAAUGAAAGCUCAUAUCCAUACUCACAGGUUUGAUGCUGGGGGUCUGGACUGGAACGUUGCUGCUGUGCUGGCUAUGAACAGAGAUUAUUUUGGACCUAAGGGCUCACUGGAGCUCGGGUCAGAGAGGCUUAUCAGAGAGGCAUCACUGGGUAAUCUCCAAAAUGUUCAGCAAAUCCUGAGGGAUGGACGAGUUCACCCUGAUGUAGCUGAUGCGAGAGGACACACGGCACUCAUUGCAGCAGCAGAGAAUUGUCAUAACGAUGUUAUUCACUUGCUGCUGGACAGUGGAGCUGAUGUGAAUAAACUGAAUAAUGAGGGGAUGUCUGCUCUGGCUGUCUGCACUGUGCUCUGUUACCCACUCCAGUCUCUACAUGAAACAGUGGCUGAGAGGACAGCACAAAAUGUCACCACAAAACCAGAAACAAGAGCCUCCACUGCUCUGACGAAAAGCUGCCAUGAAGACGCUGCUGAUCUGACAUCUGAAAUGCCCGGAGACACAGCUGAUACAGAACUGAUCUUCAAAAACAUUAUAAUGAACCAGCCGGAGCAAGAGCAUUCAUCUGAAGGGUUCAGCAGAGCUUCAGAGCACACUGAGGAAAGUAAAACCCCCAGUAAAGAACAAACUAUGUUUGAUCUAAACUCAGAGGAUAGUUUGGGAAAUGGAAGCCCAGUGGAUGGUUGUAUAUCGUACUCUGCUUGUUCAGAUGUCACAGAGGACAGUGUGCAGCAAAUGACUAAGGUCCUGAGUGUGGCCAGCCAGGUUUCAUCUGCAAAAACCCAGAUGACAGACCACAAGAUGUCACAUAUGAAGACUGAACAUCAGGCCCAUUGGACCACUAUGACGCUGCUGCUGGAUCGAGGAGCAGACCCGAAUGCCUCUGUCAUCCCGAUGCCAGUCAUUUUCCUGGCUAUAAAAGUGGGUCACGUCGAAGCUGUGCAGAAACUGCUGGAGUGUGGCGCCCGCACAGACCUGCACUUACCAGCAGAGCAAAAGGGCCUGUACUCACUUCACGUGGCAGCAGGACUGCCUGGGCCAGAGGGUCCUAAGAUCACAGAGCUGCUCUUGCAUGCUGUUGCAGACCCUGACGUCAAAGCAAAUGAUGCCGAUGAGACGUACGAGCUGGACAAGAACUCGAAGGAUGCACACAGGGGCUGCAGAAACAGGUCGUCCAUUGGUCUUGGACCUCCAGCAGGCUUUUUUACUACAUCCACAGAGAUGCCUGAAGAAGGGGGAAGGACGCCACUUCAUGUGGCCUGCCAACGAGAUACGGAUUACAUAAAUGCCAGAGAAGUGGUUUCCAUUCUGCUCGCCCACAAAGCAAGCACCAACCAUCUGUGGAGCGGCCAUUCACCCCUCUCACUAGCCAUCGCCAGUGGCAAUGACCUCGCUGUAGAGGAGCUUCUAGCUGCUGGAGCCGACCCAAACCUGCCCCUCUCCCGAAAUGUGGGCAGUGCCCUGUGUGCCACCGCUAACGUCCACUACAACUGGGGGCCUCACCCACGCAACAGAGUGAAACUGGUUGAGAAACUGAUAAAGGCUGGUGCUGAUAUCUUAAUGCCUGUGGUGGUUGGUGAUAGACAGAGGAGUGCUCUAGGAACAGCAGUCGAUUACGCUCAUCAUUCAUUUAACCAGGACAGACGAUUUGCCCACACACCGUACCACGCCUUAAGCCAGAGAGAAAGGGAGCUCUACAAUGCCCGGUGUCAGCUCCUCACAGUGAUGGGAGUCCUACUGAGAAAAGCCGCUCUCAGCAUGGAGAAACAGCGUUUGGAAAACGAGCAGCACCAGGGCAUUCACAGUGUUAGUCCUACAGAGAAGUUUGUGUUCACUGGAACAGGAGCCACUCCUCCCGGAGCCAGAACAAGAGUUCGCCUGUCUGAAGAGGGCAAAACAUCCCCAAACGAGCCUGCGGAUGAGCAGAGAUCGCUGAGUAAAGACAAGGCUAAGACCGUGAUUGUGAGGAAACCCUUGUUUAAAUACUGUUACCAGUGCGGUCGCUCAGCGUGGGUGGCGCUGACCCCGUGCAGCCGCUGUCGAGAGGUUUUCUACUGCAGUAAGAUGUGUAAGAUGAAGGCCUGGAACGAACAUCAUAAGGAGGAGUGUGUUCGUGUGCCAGGAAGUGGACGUCAUGAGGGCAGUCACAUCACUGCUGACCAGCGGCACACCCUUUCAGGAAAAAGCUCCAGGAAAGAAAAGGAUCUUCAUAUUAAGAUGGAUAAACCAAGCUUGGGCAGGCCAGCACCAAACAUCAUCAUACAUCAGCAUGAUCCAGAGGAAAAUUACAGUUUUAUAUGAUCAUAAUGUCGAUGAGUAAUAGCAAUCAAUAUGACUGUAAACAUGAUGAAGUGGGCUUGUUAUUAUUACAAACAUUAAUUUCUAAAUAAAACAUGGCACAGCAUUA